Ascoidea rubescens DSM 1968 is the source of this 996-nucleotide messenger RNA. RefSeq names its product Dsc3p (gene DSC3). Gene Ontology annotation, cellular component: Dsc E3 ubiquitin ligase complex; endoplasmic reticulum. The transcript has a single exon. Bases 1 to 996 code for a protein of 331 amino acids. The record is from RefSeq and is a predicted model, not a curated record. Gene Ontology annotation, biological process: protein processing. Lineage: Eukaryota; Fungi; Ascomycota; Saccharomycetes; Ascoideales; Ascoideaceae.
AUGGCAAACAACAACUUGCUACCUUUAUAUAACCAAACUGCUUCUGGCUCAGUCAUUCCCAAUGCUGUUUCUGCUUCUAGCAACAAUUAUAUCGAAAUCCACAUCAGAUUUUCAAACGCACAAAUACCUGAUUUGAUAAUCCCAAUCAGCUCCCAGCAAGAACUAUCGCUAAUUGAUAACAGAUAUCUUAGAGUCAAAGUAAGACAGUACAAUAAUGAAAACACUCAUAGCAAAAGAUUGAGGUUCAUUUAUAAUGGUAAAAUCAUAAACGAAAAGGUAAACUUGCAAAACGAAUUGACAAAAUUUGACAAUUUCCUAUACAAUGGUCCCAAUAACCAAUCCGAUGAUAAUAGAAAGGCAGAAGUGAAAGGAAAGGAUAAGGAAACAACAAGUGAUUCUGGAAGCGAGCAACAACAGAUCCAUAAAUUAUAUAUCCAUUGUUUAAUAGGGUCAGACUUAACUCCCGAAGAAUUGAGACAAGAAGAUAUAAUGGAUUCAAAAGAGCAAGUAAAAUCAACCACUCCUGCCCCAGUUGGUUUUGAUAGGUUAAGAUCUCAAGGGUUUACAGACCAAGAAAUCAACGACUUAAGAGUGCAGUUUAGAAACAUAUAUGGAUUUUCUUCAACAACUGGAUUAUCAAAUACUGUCAACGAUCUGUUUGAAACUGAACAUGGCAUUGAUUUGAAUGCUGAAGACGAUCCAAAUUUUAGAGCAAGCAAUCCAACUGAAAUCAAUGAUAUCAGACAGUUGGAAGAAAGAUGGAUGGAUAAUGGUGCCAAUGAACCCGAUGACCAACUAAAUAUGGUUGCAAUGAACAAUAAUGUACUAGGAUCAAAUCAAGAUUUGCUAAUCGGUAUGUUAAUGGGUUGUUUACUUGGAGUGUUGAGUUUAUUUUUCUUGAGAGAAGAAUUUAUGAUAAGUAAAAGACAGAAAAUGGCUAUUAUUGGGGGUUUAAUAACAAAUUUUACAUUUUGUUUGCUUCGUAAUUGGGUAUAA